ACUGAAGAGGCUUAGGGCCACCAGGGGAAAAAAAAAAUAUGUGACUGGUUCUGCAACCCAAUUUGUCUCCUUGUUAAAUGUUGAGUGUACGUCCAGUUCACGUGGUCUGUUGCCGAGCCUGAGAAAACGAGAAGUGUUCUUCACGUGGGUUUCAUCCAAAUGGCAGAGAAGUGGCAGCCGCAGUGUGGCGUCGAGUUAGAGCCGAAUCAGUUUUACUGCUCGGUAUGUCUGGACCUGCUCAAAGAUCCCGUCACCAUCCAGUGUGGACACACUUACUGCAGAAGCUGUAUCGAGGGAUGCUGGGACCAGGAAAAGGAGAAGGGAACGUACAGCUGUCCUCAGUGUAGGGAGGCCUUCAGCCCAAGGCCUGUCCUCGGGAGGAACAACAUGCUGGCUGAGGUUGUAGAGAAGCUGAAGAGGACAGUAACCCAACAGGCCCGUCCAGCUUCUCCUCUUGCUCCUGCAGGACCAACAGACAUUGCCUGUGAUUUCUGUUGUGGGACCAAAAGAAACAAAGCCAGCAUGUCUUGCCUGACCUGCUUGGCAUCGUACUGUCCUGCUCAUCUUGAGCCUCACCACAGUUUUCCUGUGCUGAAGCUUCACCAGCUGGUGUCUGCUACAGUGCCACUUAAGGAAAAAAUAUGUGCAAAGCACAACAAGCUGAUGGAGGUUUACUGUAAGACUGAUCGAAGGUGUAUCUGCUAUUUGUGCACCUUGGACGAUCACAGGCGCCACUCAACAGUGUCAGCUGAAGCAGAAAGAGCUGCGGAGCAGGUAAAACUUGGUGAGAUCCAGAGUGCAGUCAAGCUGAGAUUCCAGGAGAGACAAGAGGAGCUGAAUGAGCUGGUCCAAGCUGUGAAGGACUUCGAGAUUUGGUGUCAGACUGCUGUGAAGUCAAAUGACGGGCUCUUUGACAAGCUGAUCUCCUCCAUCCAAAAACGACGUGCUUUAAUGAAGGAGUUGAUUGAAGCUCGGAGGAAAACUGCAAUAGCUGAGGCAGAAGAUCUGCAGAUGCAGCUGAAGGAGGAGAUGGCCACGCUGAGGAGAAGAGAUGCUGAUGUAGAGCAGGUUUCUCACACAGCUGACCAUAUUCAUUUCAUUCAGAUCUUCAAGUCUCUCUCAAUCUCAUGUGAAUUGCCAGACCUGCCAAGAGGCGCUGUUAUUUGUCCUAAACAUUCGAUGAAAACGGUGACUGACUAUGUGUCUGACCUGACAUAUGACAUGAAAAACCUUCAGCAGACCACAUGGCCUGAGAUCUCUGCUACAGUGUCUGUUACAGAUGUUGUGCUGCCACCUGUGCCAAAGACCAGGGGAGAGUUAUUGCGCUAUCACUGUCCUCUAACACUGGAUCCCAACUCGGCCAACAAAUACUUUGUCAUUUCACGGCAAUCAAAACGAGUGACGAGUGGCUGCUAUGAGCAUUUUCAUUUAUCUCACUUGGACAGGUUUGGAGGUGUGAAGCAGGUGCUGUGCAAAGAGGGUUUAACAGGGCGGUGCUAUUGGGAGGUCAGUUGGAGUGGUGGCGCCUGGUCAGUGGCAGCGUCUUACAAAAACAUCAGCCGGACAUCAUUCGACUCAGAAUUUGGGAAGAAUGACAAGUCCUGGAGUUUGGAGUGCUCUGCAAACGGAUAUACUUUCAGACAUGACUCAGUAACCAAGGCGGUGUCAGGUCCUCGUACCUCUCAGAUUGGAGUGUACCUGGAUUACAGGUCAGGUACUCUGUCGUUUUACAGCAUCUCUGACACCAUGACUCUGCUUCACAAAGUGCGCACAGUAUUUACUCAGCCUCUCUAUCCUGGCCUUGAGCUGAAGGAAGGAAGCUCUGGCUGUUAUGCAGAAGUGAAGAAGUUGUGAUGCCAACUUUUUCACCUCUACCAUGUUGAUUAAUGUCUUUCAAGACCUAAAAUAAGCAGUGAAGAAACCUGUGAGCACAUUGAACUUGACACUUAUUUGCUGAAUGACUCGCACUGUUUGGCUGUUGAAAGGUGACCCAGGUGCUCCACUGUGACAAAGGACAUUGAAAUUAUAAGGUUUUUUUUUCCGCUCUAAUUAAUCUAUUCUUAACAGGUGUUUGUUUUUUGUUUUUU
Maylandia zebra (zebra mbuna) is the source of this 2087-nucleotide messenger RNA. Its product is annotated as tripartite motif-containing protein 16. Gene Ontology annotation, molecular function: zinc ion binding; protein binding. Lineage: Eukaryota; Metazoa; Chordata; Actinopteri; Cichliformes; Cichlidae. The record is from RefSeq and is a predicted model, not a curated record.